Messenger RNA from Eruca vesicaria subsp. sativa (arugula), 1023 nucleotides. NCBI's taxonomy places the organism in Eukaryota, Viridiplantae, Streptophyta, Magnoliopsida, Brassicales, Brassicaceae. The record is from the annotation of a GenBank genome assembly.
AUGGACGAUGAAGAAGAAGAAGAAGAAGAAGAAGGGCCAUCUAUCGGAGCAAGACCCCGUUCAACUAAGCAACCAAAUCCUCUUAACCAACCUAAACGAGAACGCCAAGCGCAACAAAGAGGGAGAGGACAAGCUCUACGUGAUAGACAAGGCCAACAAGAUGGUGGAAUACAAGAUGAGCAAGGAGAGAGAGAACAAGCUGGUGAGCAAGGACGUGCAGGACAAGCUGAGCAGAGAGGGAGAGGGAGAAGACAGGCUGAGCAGAGAGGGAGAGGACACGCUGAGCAGAGAGGGAGAGGACACGCUGAGCAGAGAGGAAGAGGACAAGCUCAGCAAGAACUUGAAGGACAAUUAGGUGGAAGACAAGCUGUGCCAGUCGAACCUCAAACCAGGAUACCGUCAUUUCGUGAUGGUAGCAUCAUUCAGAGAGACUGGACAACCUCAGGGCUUAUUGGUGAUCCCAUAGAUCAAAAAGAAGAUACGUGCGGAUCAGUUGUCUUUACACAUCUCUUACAAGCUUCAUAUAACAAAGAUAAGCCCAUUGCUCAGCAUCGUGAUCUAUCAUAUCUAGGUUUAGCAAACCACAUCCGAAGCCAAACCAAUUCCAAAGUUUUUGCCUUCAGAAACUUGAACAUACCGAUCAACUACAUAAGAAGUGUAGGACUCAAAGGCAAAAGAGCACGUGGACACGGGGUUCCGACCACGGGUCACUUUGAGCAACAACAGGAUGCUUCAAGAACAUUUGUUUAUGACACGUUGGAGAGGACACCUUUGGGAAUUAUCAUAAAUUACUUUCCUGUCUUUGGAAAUGUUGGAAUGGGAAUCUAUCAUGUGCCACGCGCUCUAGAUGAUAAAACUCAUGAGCAUGCUCUACUUGUUGUUGCAAGAGGCGUGACAAAUGAUGGAGUAGAGUUUGUGGUGGUUCAGAAUUCAUGGGGAGACACAUUUGGCAACAAAGGUUAUUGUAGAUUGUUUCUCCCAGCUGAUGGUAGUUUUAAAAUCUUUUGGCCACACUUUGAUUAG